AGAGAGAGAGAGAGAGAGAGAGAGAGAGAGAGAUGCAGAGCCUGCAGGAGAAGGCGGCGCAAUGGAGCGGCGUUGACCAGGAGGACGCCUUCGCCAUCGACGGCACCAACCUCUUCGAGAAGCUCGGCCUCCCCACCUUCGUCAAUCUCUCCACCAAUUUCUACACCAGGGUGUACGAUGAUGAAGAAGAAUGGUUUCGGUCGAUCUUUGCGAAUUCAAAGAAGGAAGAAGCAAUUCAAAACCAAUAUGAAUUCUUUGUGCAAAGAAUGGGCGGUCCACCACUGUAUUCCCAGAGGAAAGGUCAUCCUGCAUUAAUUGGGCGCCAUCGACCCUUUCCUGUCACCCGUCAAGCAGCGGAAAGGUGGUUGCAUCACAUGCAACAAGCACUAGACAGCAUUGCUGAAAUUGACGAUGACUCAAAGACUAAGAUGAUGAACUUUUUCAGGCACACAGCAUUCUUUCUUGUGGCUGGCGAUGAGUUGAAGAAUCAAAACCAACAAGUUCCAUGUAAGCAUGCGGCCAGCAAACCAGCUGCUGCUUGAAGUUUGGAUGAUAGAGUACACUCUCCUCCAAUUUAGUUAGAAAAUUGAGAUUAUAAUCAUCUCCAAUGUAGCAGAACCGGAUAAGACUGUAAUAGAAGUAUGCUGAAAGCUCAUUUAUCAAUAUCAUUGGGUCUAGAACGUUGAAAGAGCUUUUGCUGUCUUUGUCAACAGACAGAAAAGGUCUUGCAGAAUGAAUUGUAUCAGGUCAAUCUCUCGUUUAAACAGCGGUCACUUUUUCAGACAGAUUUAUUUCAGUUCUGCAGCAUUUCUGUCGUAGCCUUAUGGAGUAAAAACAUUUGGGAGGUGAAAAAA
Molecule: messenger RNA, 854 nt
Organism: Eucalyptus grandis
Lineage: Eukaryota; Viridiplantae; Streptophyta; Magnoliopsida; Myrtales; Myrtaceae
Product: two-on-two hemoglobin-3
Exons: 4
Coding region: 33-542 (169 amino acids)
Biological process (GO): oxygen transport
Molecular function (GO): heme binding; oxygen binding; oxygen carrier activity
Source: RefSeq, a predicted model, not a curated record